AUGGUUAAGAUUGGUGUCGCACAAACUGGUCGAAGUUCAGAAAGGAUUGUAAGAACAAUGCUACGUCCUAUUUGCUCAUUUGAUAAAGAAAACAACCUUCUCUUGAUACGACUAUUUGAUUGCCCAGGAAUGCUUGAACACAGAGGCAUAGGUUUAGAAGAAAUGAAAUUUAUCAUUAAAGGGAAUACUAAGCCAAAAUCAAUAAUUAAAUCAGCAUUGGAGAUGAAAGAAGACAAAGAUAUUUAUCGUGAUAAUCCCACUAAAAACGACAUGAUGCACGUUGUUGUCUUUGUGUUAAGAUGUGACAAAACGUUCAACUGUGAACAACAGGUUGCUGAUAUUCAGGAGCUACUUGACCCGCUUGGAAUUCCUUUCCUCAUUCUAUACACUGCUGUGGAUAAGAUUGAUGGUGUCACUGAUGAAGUGGAAAGAGUAUUUCAAAAUGGUAUCGUGAAAAGAAAGUGUGAAGAACUGUCAAAGUUACUCAAUAUUGACCAGAAAUACAUUUUGCCUAUGUCAAACUACCACGACGAUGCCUUUCCUAGACCAUCAAAGAACGCUUUAGCUCUGUACAACCUGUUUCAGAUGGUUUGUGCAGCUUAUGACAACUUAAACCAACCUGAAAACGUUCCUUCAGAUUUCUUCAAAUAGCAUAACAGGUUGUGUUUUGUUGUGUAAAUCUGAAACAAUUGAAUACAAGAAUAGCU
Messenger RNA from Ostrea edulis (European flat oyster), 707 nucleotides. RefSeq lists its product as uncharacterized. The transcript has 4 exons. NCBI's taxonomy places the organism in Eukaryota, Metazoa, Mollusca, Bivalvia, Ostreida, Ostreidae. Bases 1 to 651 code for a protein of 216 amino acids. The record is from RefSeq and is a predicted model, not a curated record.